Messenger RNA from Melanotaenia boesemani (Boeseman's rainbowfish), 2303 nucleotides. It is a transcript of the gene gucd1, whose product is annotated as guanylyl cyclase domain containing 1. The transcript is spliced from 6 exons. Bases 482 to 1165 code for a protein of 227 amino acids. NCBI's taxonomy places the organism in Eukaryota, Metazoa, Chordata, Actinopteri, Atheriniformes, Melanotaeniidae. The record is from RefSeq and is a predicted model, not a curated record.
UUUUACAUAUUCAAUAAAGCCUAAUGUGUUGAUUUAAAUUAUGUGUGUUAAUAUUGUUAAAAUACACCAAAUGUGCUGCUGCCUCGUUUCAAUUAUAUCCCCGCCACACCGCAAGGGGGCAGCAUAGCUUGAAUCAAACAACAGCAAACAACUGAGAAGUAUAGGAAAAGACAGAUGUACCAGCAUUAAAACUAGCUAAAUUCGAGUUUUUAAUAGCCAGUUUUCUUUAUUUGUUUAGUAAAGUAAUAAUAACCCUAUGCCUCGUGGGGUGUGCAUCAGAGAGCUGGCGUUGCUGUAUAGCAUCGGACCUAACAGUAUUGUUUACUGUUAGCCUGGAAGCUAAGCUAACAGUUGAGCAGCUAAAUUAUUCUGACUUGUUAGCACCGAUGAGGAAAUCCUACCUUUUCCUCAGAGUGGCAAACAAGAUUGCCCAACUCGUCCUGAGUUAGCGAGAUACUCGUCAAUAAAAGAAAAAAGCAGAAUGACAGAGGAUGCCGUCCUGCUGAAUGUACCUGUCAUUCGGCAGAUGUACCACUGGGACUGUGGGUUAGCCUGCUCCAGGAUGGUUCUAAAGUAUCUCCACCCAGUGAGUGAUGAGGAGUUUCAAAGAGCAUGCUGGGAGCUGAAGCUGACAGAGAGCGUGUGGACCAUUGACCUGGCCUACCUCAUGUGCCAUCUAGGAGUCAAACACUGCUUUUGCACACAGACUUUAGGAGUAGAUAAAGGCUUUAAAAAUCAGUCCUUUUACAAGAAGCAUUUUGACACCGAAGAAGACAGGGUGAAUGAACUCUUCCUUAAGGCGGAAAGCAAAGGUAUUAUGGUGAAGAAAUGUUCAGUGACAGUUCAGGAAAUCCACUCUCAUCUGGAACAGGGACAUGUUGCCAUCGUGCUCGUCAACGCUGUAGUCUUGACAUGUGAACUGUGCUCAUCACCUGUCAAAUACUGCUGCUUCCUGCCCGUAGGCCAGAAGUGUUUCUGCAGGAAGCCCGAGUACCAGGGUCACUUUGUUGUCGUGUGUGGCUUCAACAGGACCACCGGCUGCAUCUUUUACAACAACCCUGCAUAUUCUGACCGAGUGUGCUCCACAAGUAUCAGUAACUUUGAAGAGGCUCGACGAAGCUAUGGGACUGAUGAGGAUAUCCUCUUCAUCUUCAAGGAGAGUUGAUGCGUGGUGAUGAUGAUGAAUUUGGAUUUCAUCAUUAUAGUAACUUUGUGCAGCUGCAGGUUCCCGGUCUCGUGCCGCCUCCUCAUCUGCUGUCCCUUGUACCCCAGGAAAUUUUUCUUUGCCGAUGUAACUCAACCUUUGACGGCAGGAAGAUUCAGAAAUCUAGGAUAAACUUUUUUCUUAUUCUUUUUUUUUUUUUUUAGAUAAGCAGAUAGUUCAACUGAAUUUUACUGCCUUUUAAAUGACAGAUUGUCCACUGAUGGAUCAACUAAACUUUCAGACUUCCAAGUUGAAGAUGUCGUGUGCAACAUUGGACAAGAUUCGCAAAGCAAAUUACCCAGAGUACGAAUUAUCAGGAAGUAAUGUGCACAUAAUUCAGGGCUGAACUUGAUAACUUACAGCAUUGUGGUCUCAGUCUCUUUAUGUUCAGUGUUGAUGUGAAGCCCCCAGCCUCACAUCUACUUGCCUUUAAAAGUCCUUCUAACUCACUUUUGAUUUAGAUGAUUCAGUGAACAGGGAAGCAGUGGGGUUAUGAGAGUCUCAGGUAAUCAAAGCUCAGUUGUGUGACAUGCAUCUAAUGAGUCAGUUUGCCAGCAGAAGAACGUGAACAAGGACACAACGAGCUGUGAGUUUUUCAGUGUCGCUCACCUCACUGGACAAACAGCUCAGCAUCUUGUGUUCUGCUGCUAUGGAAACGUGCUGGACAGAUGGAUGCAUUGUUGGUUGGAUGGUUUGUAUCAUGAACAUUAGGUUAUGUCCUUCUUGUCUCAGUUUUUUCUUUUUUAAAUUUGCUAUUAUCCAUAUGUUUUUGCACUACACUUUUCAUAUUUAAAUUAAGAUGCAUCAAGUAGUCGCCUCCUCUGGUUGUGAUUUCUGAUGAAGCAAACAGCACAUUUUAAAACACCAUCCUUAUUUUUUUAAUAAACAGACCUUCAUUUAUUACUUGUAAUUAAAUAAAGUGAAUACACGUGCAUCCUUAUAUUUGUCCUCCCCUACAUGAGUAACGAAGCAUUUAAUUUAAAUAAACAUUUUUCAAGACAAAGUUUCUACAUGGUCAUGCCUAAAACACAUUUAUAUUUUAUAUAAUUUUAUGGCAAAUACAGGUGUGUGUGUGUGUGUGUGCCUAACUUUCCAAGGA